Seriola aureovittata is the source of this 5418-nucleotide messenger RNA. RefSeq names its product mucin-2-like. Lineage: Eukaryota; Metazoa; Chordata; Actinopteri; Carangiformes; Carangidae. Bases 1 to 4434 code for a protein of 1477 amino acids. Gene Ontology annotation, biological process: transport. The transcript is spliced from 9 exons. Gene Ontology annotation, molecular function: transporter activity. The record is from RefSeq and is a predicted model, not a curated record.
AUGGAGGAAGCCCUCAACAGCACCAUUGACCCAGCUUGUUUACAAGAGCCUCCGCUGGCCAUCGAUGUGAUAAAGCAGUUAGAUCUAUUUGGACUUUGCCUGUACUCCAUGCUCACCUUCAUGUCCUGCAUCUCCCUGCUGCUGUACCUGGAGCAGUGCGUCUAUAUUUAUAAAAAACUGCCCUACCCCAAGAAGUCGACCAUCAUCUGGAUAAAUGGUGCAGCACCAGUCAUUGCCACCAUGGCUUGUUUUGGGAUGUGGAUUCCAAGGGCGGUCAUGUUCACAGACAUGACGUCUAACUGUUACUUUGCAGUGGUGGUGUAUAAAGUCCUGGUUCUGAUGAUCGAGGAGUUCGGGGGCAGCGAUGUUUUUCUGAAGCGGUUUUCUGGUGAAACCUUUAAGAUCAGCACUGGACCCUGCUGCUGCUGCUGCCUCUGUUUACCCCGCGUGCCCAUGUCACGGCGAAUGUUUUUCUUACUGAAGAUGGGCGCUCUUCAGUAUGCAAUCCUCAAGACUGUGCUCACUGUCCUCGCCAUAAUAUUGUGGACGAAUGGCAACUUUGAUCUCUCUGAUCUCGAGAUCACUGGUACAGCUAUUUGGAUUAAUCCAUUCAUUGGUGUUCUCACAAUCAUCUCCCUCUGGCCUCUUGCCAUCGUCUUCAUGAACACUAACAGCCAUAUACGCAGCCUCAAUAUUGUACCCAAGUAUGCCAUGUACCAACUAAUACUUGUGUUAAGUCAGCUGCAGACAUCAAUCAUUAACAUCCUGGCCUUGGAUGGAACCAUCGCCUGCGCUCCCCCCUUCUCUUCUCAAGCUCGUGGAUCCAUGCUGAGUCAGCAGAUGAUGAUCAUGGAGAUGUUCAUCAUCACUCUGAUCACUCGGUUUUUGUACCGUCGUACAUAUGACACACUUCCCUCUGAGGAGUCAGAGAAGGAAAAGGCACAGGAGGUGAGUCAAGGAGAUAGGGAGCAGGCAGAGGAGGAGCCGCUUGGUGAAGAUGGCGUUCUGGCUGCUGCCCCUGCUCGCACCUCCAUUUCUUCAGCUAGUUCAGCCAAGUCCCUCAGCUUCCUGUCAUUGCUGAGGGGCGGCCGGAGAGGAGUGGGGGACCGCAGAGUCCACACCGUGUCCCAGCCAGUGGGUCGGCAACGUCGCGGGCUGAAGGGUCUCUUUGGCAAUGUUAAGUUCCGCUCAAAGGAUAAAGAGGACAAGGAGGAAGCACCUCCGAGCCCACUUCUCAUGUCGUCCCGCGCCAACAGUGUGGAGAUCAUCAAGGAGGACCUCACCCUCACCCCCAAAUCCCAGCCUAGAUCUCCGGACAGCUCGGAGAAUGAGAGCUCUACGCCCGUCAAGAGCUUCACCACACAGGACAGUGCAGCCACGUCCCCGUCAAAGACCAUAACUCCCCAGGUGACAGCAGGCAAUGUGAGUAGAACUUAUGAACAUUUGCCACUUUUGCCCACCCCUGAACCACCCUUGAUACCCGGUGAUAACAGCCUGAGCUCCUUGCUGGCAGACAUCUCCUCUCUCCUGACAUUUGACUCAAUCUCAGGGGGUGGAGACAUCAUGGCUGAUGUGGAGGCAGAGUGGGGAAAAGCCAGCAGUGCCAUCAGUGCUUGGGUGAGUGAAGUCUCGCCAUCACCCACAUCUCUCUUCCCCAAACCCACCAUCUCCUCUCCGCUGACUACUACUUUUGUCAGCACUACAGCUACAGCAAAACCCCCCACAACAGCCUCGACCCGAUCCUUUACUUCUCUGACAAAGACAGCUUCAACCUCUUCUCCCAUUGCCAAGCCGAGCACCAUCAUCACGACACUGACCAAAUCUUCCACUUUGACAACUCACUCAGUGAAAUUGAGCUCGGACUCUACUGCAGCCUCUGCCAGCACUAAAAUUAAAUCAGCUCCUACGCCCACACAACUUUCAACUACCCCUGUGACGUUAGCAAGCCUUUCAGUUCCAAUAAUGUCUUCCUCUUCGACAAUUAAAUCCACAACAAGCUCCACCUCUGCUACCACCACAGCUCCCCCGAACACGCCAGCCACUGUAGUAAAGGCUCCCUCGAUUACUCAGACUCUUACCUCGACAGCUAGCAAAUUGGCAUCAGAGAUUGCAGCACCUCCUCCAGUUAUCGCUUCAGUAAGUAGACCUAGUCCUGUCGUCACUCCACCUCCUGUGUCAGCUAAACCUCCACCGCUAACGCGUGGUCCUCCCACCCCUGUUGCUUUUACCCAACCUCCACCUACUAAAUUGGAUUCAGCUACCAGUUUGAACCUGCAAACUUCCACUACCUACAAACCUUCCCUAAGUUCAGCUGCUGGAGAAUCCAAAACCCCAGUGACAGUACCAUCGGCCUGUGCUGUUACAAACAAACCCUCCUUUUCUGCACCAGUUAUCCCUUCCAAGAUAACAGCGGUUCCCACAACUACAACUCCCUCAACUACAACCUCUGGGUCAGUAUCUGUGGCCCUCUCUAAGCCUACAGUCACCCCUAGCCCAGUGGACUUAAAUAAGACCCCUUCCUCCCUUGUUACUGGUCCAGAUCUUUGUCCAUCUUCUACCCCCAGUGCGACAAUUAAAACUCAACCGAGCCCUGCAUCUGUCCCAACUCCAUCAUCAGUUCCUUUAGAUGAGAUUCCUCCCACAACUAAACCCAGUCCUCCUCCAGUCUCUUUAAGAUUAGAUAAUAAGCCCCCUGCUCCCACACCAACUCAAGCCCCUACCUCUCAUGCUGUUGUUUCUACAGCAUCCCCACUACCUCCUGCUCUGGGUCAGAUCCCAGUGUCUCAAUCUAAAGCUCCCCCUGCCCCUACUCAAAUACCAGUUUCUGUGUCUAAAGAUCCCCCUGCUCCUGCUCAGAUUCAGGUUUCUGUAUCUAAAGUUCCUCCGGCGGCCACUCAGAUCCCAGUUUCUGUAUCUAAAGUUCCUCAGGCGCCAGCUCAGAUCCCAGUUUCUGUAUCUAAAGUUCCUCCAGAGCCAGCUCAGAUCCCAGUUUCUGUAUCUAAGGGCCCUCCAGCGCCAGCUCAGAUCCCAGUUUCUGUAUCUAAAGUUCCUCCGGUGCCUGCUGAGAUCCCAGUUUCUGUAUCUAAAGUUCCUCCGGCGCCAGCUCAGAUCCCAGUUUCUGUGUCUAAAGUUCCUCCGGAGCCAGCUCAGAUCCCAGUUUCUGUAUCUAAAGUUCCUCAGGCGCCAGCUCAGAUCCCAGUUUCUGUGUCUAAAGUUCCUCCGGAGCCAGCUCAGAUCUCAGUUUCUGUAUCUAAAGUUCCUCCGGAGCCUGUGGAGAUCCCAGUUUCUGUAUCUAAAGUUCCUCAGGCGCCAGCUCAGAUCCCAGUUUCUGUGUCUAAAGUUCCUCCGGAGCCAGCUCAGAUCUCAGUUUCUGUAUCUAAUGUUCCUCCGGAGCCUGUGGAGAUCCCAGUUUCUGUAUCUAAAGUUCCUCCGGCGCCAGCUCAGAUCCCAUUUUCUGUAUCUAAAGUUCCUCCGGAGCCAGCUCAGAUCCCAGUUUCUGUAUCUAAAGUUCCUCCGGCGCCUGCUGAGAUCUCAGUUUCUGUAUCUAAAGUUCCUCCAGCGCCAGCUCAGAUCCCAUUUUCUGUAUCUAAAGUUCCUCCGGAGCCAGCUCAGAUCCCAGUUUCUGUAUCUAAAGUUCCUCCGGAGCCUGUGGAGAUCCCAGUUUCUGUAUCUAAAGUUCCUCCGGAGCCAGCUCAGAUCCCAGUUUCUGUGUCUAAAGUCCCUCCUGCUCAGAUCCCAGUUUCUGUACCUAAAGCUCCUCCUGCACCCACCCCUGCUCCUUGCCCUGUUACUUCUCUUCCUCCUGCCCCUGCACUGAGUGAAGCCCCAGCCUCUGCUAAGAUGAGAGGGAGUGGACAGGCAUCAGUGGAUUGGCAACUGGCUAGUCGAAGUAGCGCAGUUGCCCACGGGGCCCAGACUGGGCCGUCCAAAACAGAAGAACUGAACAGUGAGUCACAAACAAGUCUCCAGGGCCCCUCCAGAGAAAGGAGGACACCACCAGUUAAGGCAUCAGGGCUUAGCAAAAUACCCGUAGUUGGAGGGGGCAGAGUAGGCAAGCUACCUGUUCGGGACAGCCAACAUGUUGAUGAUGAAGCGAGCAGAAACCCACCUACCCCUGUGUUAGAAGAAGAGAGGCCCCAUUUCAACUCACAUGAUGCAGGGAGCAAAGAUAAAGUCAGUAAUGUCGAGUUCAAUGUGCCCACCUUAAAACACACCCAGGAGGAGAGUCAUCAGCCUCCUCAGCUGAAAGUCCUCACCAGUUUACCGCGUGACUCAAAGAUCCCUGUGAAGCACGGUGCACAGUCUCACACUGCCUCCCAAAUCCCUCAAGCUAAAGAACCCCACCGCACCAAGAUACCUGUGUCUAAGGUUCCUGUCCGCAGGGUUGGUAACAAACCUGCAGUUGCCGGAGGCAGCACCCAGAUAAGAAAAUGAGAGGUCUGGAUCAAGGAUACAGAUUAUGGCUUUGACUGCAACCAUUGUCCACUAUAACUACAUGACCACCCUUUUUUCAUUUAUAUUUCUAUACUGUAAUUCUUGGCUUGUCUCUCUGUCAUCUCUUGGCUUCACUACACCAUAAGCAGCAGUAACAGAGUCAAGGAGGCUGACAGCACUCAAGCACAAAACAUCUCCACAGGGAGCUGAAGCAACAAGCCUGGCUCUUUGGUGCUGAGCCAACUGGACACGCACUCAGGAAAGGUUCGGGGUCACACCUGAACACACAGCAGCAUCGGUAACUAAGGAUAAGCAAAAUAAAAAGGUCUUCUGGAACACAGUCACACACACAACAUGGGCGAGUGCCUUUCUAAGGGUGCUUUUGCAACAGACUUUCAGAAUUUAUUCAAUCUUUUCUACAGUACUUUUAACUUUUGUUACUCCCACUUUUUGUAGGAACCGUCAAAUCUUUUUUGUCUUUUCUUUCCAGAAAGUCUCUUUGAUAACAACCAGGCCCUUUACCUUUUAUUUGUGUCAGGAGAACAAGAGCAGGAGCUCUAUAAAUAAAUGCAAGAACCAAAUUUACAUUCCACACCUAUCUCUGGAUGUAUGUAGCAGAAAACGUGCCAUUAAUUUUUGCACAAGAUGUUGAACUGUACAGCGCCUGUGUCUGCCUGCUCAUAUGUAACUUGAUCAGAUCUCACUGUGAACUAAUGGAGAGACUGUGGUUUGAAGGAGGAGGGGUGGAAACAACUCCUUCCAUUGAAAUGGACAGGCAACAGCAGCCAUUAUGAAUGGCACUGUGGACGUUUGAACAAGACAGGGAGGAUGCUGAGAUGAGAUCUCCAGCUCGUACACUGGCACAUCCUUAUCCUUAUCCCACUUAUACUGUAAGAUGAGAACGAUAUUUCUGUGUAUAGUCUCAUCUAUGUUGUUCUGUUUCCUAUUUAAUCAAUAAAACAAUAUGAAUACUUAGCAAGAUGA